AAAGAUUCGGCUAGGAUUUCAAAUUGUCUUUAUAUUUACUUGGUAAAAGGUGUCUGUGACUUCCCUUUCAGAGAAAGAAGAAAAGCAGAGGAGAGAAUCUACGUCUACCAGAGGCUAAAGGACAGAGUACUGAAAUGGCCUGGAAAGUGUUCAGAAUUAACACCAGCAAGUCACCAAGUCCAAGGUGUGGGGUGCAACUGGGAAGAAACAAAAGAAAAAUCAAUGUGCAGUCAAAGAGCUGCUUUAUUUUUCUAGAAAGUGACCCUUCUCAAAGUUCCAAGGAAGCUCUUCCUUCACAACAGCCCUGAAAUCCCAGCUGUUCUGUACCCUGAUGGUCAGCUCCAGCAACUGUCUGGUCGCCAGGCUUACUGCCGAGUCUUCAUUCCAGGGAAAUGCAUGCGGUGGUGGUAGCAGCAGACGUGAUAUUGCUCCUGAGCAUGGGGGGCACCUCAAACUCUCUUUGCUCGCCCACCAUGUUUUACAGAGACUGCUGGAUCCGUCGCUUCCCAGGUCUUCUGAUUGACCUGGAGGAGUCUCAGAAGCUGGGGGCCCAGUUCCUGAGGUAUUAUUCUGAAAACACAGGUCAGAAGUGCAGUCGGAACUGCUGUCUUAGGAAGGAUGUGUCCUGUAACCUGGCCGUCUUCUUCCACGAUCCUAUUCAUGACAAUGUCAACUGCCUCCAUGUUCACUGCCCAACCCUGGACAGCUGCAUAUUGGAGCCUGGAACCAGUGCCAUUUUAUAUAACAUAACAGAUGGUAUAGAUCCUGAUUUGCUGGUUUUUGAACAAUCACUGCCCACAUAUCUAAAUACCCGUUCUUCAUCUGAUACAUGGGAGAGACUAAGGAUUCUAAAAGCUAUGUAUUUAGAUAAACAACAAACCGCCAUGAUAAACCAAAUGCUACCAUCAAUAGAGGCUCCGUCACCAACCACACAUCAAGAUUUGUUGGCAACCGCAAAUAAUACUAGGUAUUCCAAGGAAUUGACCACAGGCUCUUGGGCAAGAUUCAUUGCCCUGAAUGACUCCAUUACCACAAAGAUAAAUACGGUGUCAGCCAGUACUGACGUCAACAAUCCAGAUAACAAGACUGUUUCUCCUUUCUUUGUGCCCAGAGACACAAAACUUUCUCAUAUGCCUAGUCCCUCCCAACUUAACAGCAGUAAACAAUUACUAAACAAGACCAAAGGGUACAACAGCAGAAACCAUACAUCUGAGAAUGAAGACGCAACACCCGAUGGGGCACCUGUGACUCCUGCAAAGACGUGGCUGGUUCCCGUGGCCCUCUGCACCUCUGUCAUCUUUCUUUGCUCUUGUGUAGUCAUCCUGGCAUCUGGUUGCUGUCGAAAGCAGUACGGCCAGUAUAGAUCAGGACAGAGAAAGUCAGGACCCAGGCAAACGAAAAAAUGUGCCAAUCGGAAGUUCUCUUACUGAUGAAAGACCACAGCUUGAGCAGACAAGAGCUCCAAGGCGCCCUGGAACCAAAUGAGUUAGCAAGAAGGAGGAUUUCCAGCCAUGCCUCUCUCCCAUCCCCACUCCCGCCCCAAGAGCUCCUGAGAAGAGAGAAGCAGGAGCGAUCUGUCCUCUCUCAAAGGAUGCACAGGAGCCCCGCCAAAGGCAAACAAGCCACCGGGAUGCCACUGACUCAGCAAACCCCACUUGGAUCACUAAAGCCCCGGCAAGAAGCUCCUCCACCACAGAGAUCCACAAGAAGAAGAAACCCUCCUUUAAUCCUUCAAACUGUGGACUCUCUUCUUCAAGAGAAACAAACAGACACAGAGUGUUUCCUCAGCUCCCAAAUUCCUCGGCCGAAGCGGGGUCUCCGCUCGCAGCUCCCCUGUGUCUGCCCCACCUCCUUAUGCUGAGUUUAUGGUUGAGGACAAUGUUCCAACUUAAGUUCUAGAAACAUCUUACCCAGCUGAGAAUCAACUCUGUGCCCCCUUUUGCCUGGUAAGGGAGGUUUUAGGCUUGGCAGAGGGGCAGGGAGAAUAUGGAAUAAUUUCUUUUUGUGCUCUGUCUCCACAACCUUGUUGCAAAUAACUUCUAACAGCCAAACUCUAAGUCUGUACAUUAAAAAAAAAAUCUGACAAAAUGACAGUACCCUGCCUAGCUUUCACUGUAAUAGUGAAGUUGCUCAGUCGUGUCCGACUCUUUGCGACCCCAUGGACUGUAGCCUAUCAGGCUCCUCCGUCCAUGGGAUUUUCCAGGCUAGAGUGCUGGAGUGGAUUGCCAUUUCCUUCUCCAACACUGUAAUAUGUGAGGAAGGAAUAAAUGUCAGCCCCUUAACAAAGUAAAUGCCCUAAAUUAAAUACGUUACUGGGCCUAUCUACUCUUGCCAAUGCUUUAAAUGUUCAAGACAGUGUCAGAGUUUCUUCAUAAUUCUAACUUACAAGUGAAAUAAACUGAGCUCAACGAACACAUUUUAUAAAGCAUUAAGCAAAACAGUCACUCCAUCUCAUUCUGAACUGUUAGAAAGUAAGCAAUUAAGAAACAACUGUUUAAAAAAUUAUUUCACCUAGGUUUAUCUGGAUUUUCUUAAUUGACUUGAAAUAGAUGCUUAAACAGAGGAGCUAACCACAUUAAAUCCACUAACAAUUUCCAACAUUUUUAAUCUUCCCCUUAUAUUUGGUAUAUACAAUUCUACAUUGGUCUCUAAGAUGUGUUUACAGUUGUGCCAUGAUACUAAUUCCUAGGCACUCAAGGUGCCCAGUCAGCCGGGAGUAGCAGGGAUGCCCACAAACAUCCCCCUCCUUCAUUUAUCUCAGGAGAGAAUUUUCUAUGUGUGCAGUGACAUGAAAACCACUGCAACUCCUAGGUGGUUCUAGUGAUAAAGAACCUGCCUGUCAACGCAGGAGACCUAAGAGAC
Messenger RNA from Capra hircus (goat), 2862 nucleotides. RefSeq names its product MANSC domain containing 4 (gene MANSC4). The record is from RefSeq and is a predicted model, not a curated record. Lineage: Eukaryota; Metazoa; Chordata; Mammalia; Artiodactyla; Bovidae. Bases 393 to 1430 code for a protein of 345 amino acids. The transcript has 4 exons.